AUGGUGGCCGCACCGGUCCAUUUCUUCUCUCUGCUCGUCCCAGUGUUUCAGCUGUGUUUGUUCCACCCAGCCCACGGCGGGGCAUAUUAUGGACACAAGCAGCCACCUCAACAGCACCAGCCCCCGCCACAGCCCCCGCCACAGCCCCUGCCACAGCACAAUGACGGGUAUCCUCAGCAACAGUUUUUGGGGAACGAGAUGCCACUUAUGCCAUUACUGCCUCAGUAUGGAAAAGAGCUGCCUCAGUUGCCUUUGCAAAAGGGAAAAGAGAGGCCACUGUUUGAAGGCAAAGGCCAGACAUUCCCCAGAGGGGCUAAAGGCCCACCUCCCCCUGGCCCUGGUGUAGAAGGUCUCAGAGAGGGACCACAAGGAAUGCAAGGCCCCCCUGGACCAACAGGACCACCAGGACCGCAAGGCGCUGCUGGACAACCAGGCCAGGGAUUGCCAGGGUUACCAGGAAAGCCGGGGCCUUCGGGUCCUCAAGGUUACCCAGGAAUAGGAAAGCCUGGUAUGCCAGGAUUGCCAGGGAAACCUGGAGGACCAGGAUUGCCAGGACCAAAAGGUGACCUCGGUCCAAGUGGCGGUGAGGGACCAACUGGACUUCCUGGUCCUGCUGGGCUUCCGGGUCCCCCUGGACUCCCAGGGAUUUCCAAACCAGGAGGACAGGGGCUGCCAGGACAGCCGGGUCCUCUAGGGGAGCCUGGUCAAAAGGGGCCAUCUGGGCUACAUGGUCCCCCAGGCCCCAAAGGAGACAAAGGAAUUGGUCUACCUGGUUUGCCAGGUCUGAAAGGACCUGGUGGACAACCAGGUCCACGUGGAAAUGUGGGUCUCCCUGGCAUUGGUAAACCAGGCCUCAAUGGUGUACCUGGACAACCAGGGAUACCAGGAAAACCAGGUCCACCUGGAGAACCAGGACAGCCAGGACUACUGGGGGAAACGGGUCAACCGGGACUGCCAGGCUUGCCAGGAAUUGGCAAACCAGGAACAGAUGGCUUUAGAGGUCAACCAGGGCUCUUGGGAGGUAAAGGAGAACCAGGCCCAUCAGGUUUACCAGGGAGUCCAGGAUUACCAGGUUACGGUAAACCUGGGUUUCCAGGGCCCAAGGGUCACAAGGGACAUGCUGGUCUUCCUGGACCUCCGGGCCUUAAAGGCGAUAAAGGUCACGGGGGUCUUCCAGGGGUCAUCGGCCCCACCGGUCUCAGCGGUACACCUGGUCCCCCAGGUCCAAUCGGGCCUCCCGGUAUUCUCGGCUUCCCAGGACAAAAGGGAGAGUAUGGUGUCGGAGGAACAAAGGGAUAUCCUGGAACAAAGGGUGAAUUAGGGCCUCCAGGUCUUCCAGGACAGCCAGGUAGAUCAGGAGAGGGUGGACAACCAGGAUCGAGGGGUUUUCAAGGGCCCAUUGGCCCUAAAGGAGAGGCCGGUACGAGGGGUUUACCCGGUGUCCCCGGUGCUGCCGGAUUACCGGGACCAAGAGGGGAGGGGGGACAUUCUGGAGAAACGGGUCACCAGGGACCUCACGGAAUUCCAGGGCUUACAGGACCAGGGGGACCAAUCGGACCUCCCGGACUGCCAGGGCAAAAAGGCGAAACGGGGAUGUCUGGUAAACCUGGCUAUCCUGGAGAUGGUAAACCGGGACAGCCCGGUCACAUUGGUCCUCAAGGUAACCCCGGUCCAAGUGGCCCGCCUGGAUUUCCAGGGCAACCGGGACAACCCGGACCUCCCGGUCGUCCGGGACUGCCUGCCAUAUCUCCUGACCUCGGACAGGUCCUCCCCGUGAGCGGCCCGUACAGCGGUCAAAGACAAGGCUACAAGAAACUGAAAAAUGGAGGUGAGAUUGGUGGAAAUGGUGUCGAGUUGCCUUCGUUCACAGCCAAGCUCACAAAUCCAUUCCCUCUCGUCGGCUCUCCGGUAAUCUUUGAUAAACUCCUGCACAACGGCAAUCAAGACUACAAUCCCCAAACCGGUACUUUUACCUGCACCAUACCAGGGAUCUACUACUUUGCUUACCACGUCCACUGCAAAGGAAGUAAUGUGUGGGUGGCACUGAUGAAGAACAACGACCCAGUCAUGUACACUUAUGACGAGUACAAAAAGGGCUUGCUGGAUCAGGCUUCAGGGAGCGCCGUACUCCCGUUGCGACAAGGAGACACUGUGCACUUACAGCUGCCAUCGGACCAGGCCGCAGGACUUUACGCCGGUCAAUACGUCCACUCAACAUUUUCCGGAUACUUGUUGUACCCAAUGUAAGCGGUGCGUUCCAAACAAAGUACAGAUAUGGAAAAGAAAACUACUUCAGGCUCAAGGGUACAACGUAGGUCAAGUUAAAAUAGUUUACAACGAGUGGUGGCAGAAUGAUCUUUUUUAUAGCGGCAACAUACUUCAUUGAAUUAUUCUUUGCAUUAUAUGACUUACAUCUGUAUCUGGUUAUUGGCAAUGACACGUAGGAGGCGGCAAGGUGAAAACUUUCUAUCAAAUAUCUCAGUUGUCAUAGUUAUUGUAUGCGUAUAUUUUUGCAUUUAUUCAUAUAUCCAUCCUCACACAAAUUAUCAGUAUCCAUGACUUUGCGGGAAUAAUUCCUUGAACAAUGAGGCUUAAUGUUGUAGAAUCGUAUUCACUUUUCACUCGCGUUCAUUUGCUUUACAGUUAUAAACUGUACACUGGGCACAUACAAUCGUACAAUGCAUUUACUCUGUGAUCGUAACAUACAGUGACCGGGUCGGGUUAGGUAUUUGGGGUCAGCAUGUAGUUGUUAAGUUAUUGUUGUUUUACCUUGUAUUUCAGUUCAGAACGAAAUAAAACCAUGCCUGAAAUUUGGCAGAUUUUUCUUAAUGACCAUUAGAAUUGGUUUUGUUUGUAUUAGAUAUUGAUUUUUUUGGUCAGUUUGUCAGAAUUCUCUGUAAUUUAUUUGUUUGACUACUGAUUACCAAGGAUUGUUUAUUGCAGUAAUUAGGGGGAAUUGGAACACGUUCUGUCAAAAAACAACACAUACCCAUUAAUAUCUUUUUGCAUCAGUGGUUUACAUUUGUUAUUUUUAGUACAGCUGUUUAAACGGUGGAUGUGCCAUUUUGGAAUGAAGUACUUAAAAACCAUUGUUCCUCCCUUUUGUUCAUUUCUUUCUCUUUGGACAAUGGUGCACAGCAUGAGCAAAUAAAAAACUGUGCAAAUUUUGGCCUGCGUUGCUGUUGCUGGUGACUUUAAAUAAAAUAAAAACUCUUGU
Molecule: messenger RNA, 3217 nt
Organism: Paralichthys olivaceus (Japanese flounder)
Lineage: Eukaryota; Metazoa; Chordata; Actinopteri; Pleuronectiformes; Paralichthyidae
Source: RefSeq, a predicted model, not a curated record